This is a messenger RNA of Protopterus annectens (West African lungfish), 3130 nucleotides long. It is a transcript of the gene COL26A1, whose product is annotated as collagen type XXVI alpha 1 chain. Lineage: Eukaryota; Metazoa; Chordata; Ceratodontiformes; Protopteridae. The transcript is spliced from 15 exons. Gene Ontology annotation, molecular function: protein binding. The coding region runs from base 291 to 1748 and encodes 485 amino acids. The record is from RefSeq and is a predicted model, not a curated record.
AUUAGAAGUUGUAGAAGAACUCAUAAACCAAGGUGGUCAACUGCACUCGUGUGGUUCUGGUUCAUAAGGGCUGCACCCUUCAAUGUACAAAAUACACAGCCAGGGGCUGCAAGUUUUAAGAAACUUCGGGGACUUCAGCAUCUGCAGUGUAUAUACUAGUAACUAACAGAUAGUAGUAUGUACACGCAUUUUGGGAUUUAGGACCGUUUGCCAAUGCCUAUGGUGAAUGCCCUUUUAAAGUCCACCGAGGCUCCUUAGAAGUACAUUUUCAACAGGAUUAGAUUUAAAAAAUGACACUGGUGCUAUUUUUGUUCUGUGUCAGCAUUUUAUUUGGACCAUCUUUCGGGACAGGGUUUCUUUAUCAGUACCCAGCAGCAGCUUUGCAGCAGCACCAGCAGCAUAGCAACGCAGAGCAGAAUGCCGGAGCCCCUGCUGCAGCCUUCACACACCGACGGAACUGGUGCCCGCACACUGUCACAAAGACAGUAUCUUGUCAAGUACAGGACGGGUCUGAGACACUUAUUCAGAGAGUUUACCAGAGUUGCAGAUGGCCUGGUGCUUGCAGCAACUUAAUAAGUUACAGGACUCUUCUUAAGCCCAUAUACAAGGUGGCAUAUCGUACGGUGACAGCUCUGGAAUGGAGAUGUUGUCCAGGAUUCAUGGGAAACAGCUGUGAUGAAGCAUGCAUGAACUGUACCAAAAUUUUUGAACUGAAUGAAAAACUGAAUAUCUUACAGAACAAGAUUUUACUACUUGAAGCUGCUGAGAGACCUCUGCCCCCUGAGAGUGACAAUGAGUUACCAGGACUAGCUGCAAAGCCCACUCCAAAUGAAGUCACACCCUCGAGCCCACUACCCGGAGGAAAACCUGGCAUACUGCUGAGGGGGCCACCAGGACCAAAGGGUGAGCGGGGAGCAGAUGGCCAGCCAGGUCAAAAAGGAUCAUCAGGUCCUCCAGGUCAAGCUGGACCACCAGGAAAGCCAGGCCUCUCUGGACCACCAGGAAAGAAUGGUGAGAGAGGGUCCAGUGGGUAUCCAGGUCCUAAAGGAGAACAAGGAAUCCAAGGACUGCAAGGCUUCAAAGGAGAGAGAGGACUUCCUGGGCCACCCGGACCACCUGGACCACCAGGUUUGCCGGACCUAUCAAAUCCUAUUCCUCAGCAAGGUAUACUGUAUACAUUGCAGUCUGCAACAGAUGGUGAAAAUGGAGAACCUCCUCUAGCAUCCGUGCUUACUGAUACCAUAUUAGCAGGCCUUCCAGGACCCCGUGGAUCAGCAGGUGCCAUGGGACCUCCAGGACCACCUGGACCUACAGGACCUUCUGGCCCUCCUGGACCCACUGGACUGCCCGGAGUAGAUGGUGUACCUGGCAUUCCAGGGCAUGCUGGCGCAAAAGGGGACAUGGGAGAACAAGGACAGCCAGGUAUGAAAGGAGAGCUGGGCCUUCCAGGACUGCCUGGUGAACCAGGACAGAAGGGAGAGCAAGGAGAAAAGGGGGCUGAGGGAGAAGGUGUGCAGCAAUUGCGAGAAGCCCUGAAGAUAUUAGCUGAGCGGGUUUUAAUUCUGGAACAUAUGAUAGGAAUACAUGAUCCAUCCCCUUCAACAGAGCCCGGCUCAGGACUGGAGAUAUUUUCAGAUCGAUUUACAUCAUUAAAGGUUAAACGUGGAGGACAGGAAGUGCAACAUCAGAAUUCACAUUACCAGAUCAUAGCUUCACUGCUGGCUAACAGUGAACGUUCCAGAAAAUAACUGUAACUCUGAUAGCAAUUCAGGAGCUGAAAAAAAAUUUAGGCAGUUGCUCCCAUAAUGCUGUAGCAUUCUGUUGGCAAUUUAAGAAAGAUUAAUUUUUAAACUGUUCAUCAUAUUUUUUAACUUUGUUUUAUAUGUGUCAUUUACUUGAAACAAAGUGAGUACUUCAUUAGCACAAACUAUUCUUUAUACUUUGUUAAAAAUAUUGAAUAAAUUAUGGUAAGCCUAGAUGGUAUUUUCCAAACAUAGCAUCUUAUAAGAGAUAAUUUGAACUGUAUCUGUGGUUUUGAGAAGAGAAAACAGUUAUCUUCACACACCCAAGUUGCACUGAUGAAUGAGAUAACACUAAAUUGACCCACCAUAUAUAUGUUUAAAAAUAUGAUUUAACUUUUUUCUUUUUUUUUAUGAAAUAAGUUUUAGACAAUAUUUUAAGCUAAAAAAUGUCAUCUCCUGUUCCUGUAAUAAGUGUAUGGAGAUGGUAAAGAUAAAAAUAAAAUAUUAUUUAAAUGAGAAUGAAGGUGUUAGACAUUGUUGAUCAACUCAUAUCACCUCCACUCGUUAGUCAUUUUUCUUAGAAAUGUAUGACUUGAAAGGGUGAAUAGUACAGUGGUAAAUGGACAUCUGCAAUGGCUAUAUCCAAAUAGCAUUAAAGCAUGUAAGCCAGACCACCUUAAGCUGUGACAGAGUUGCACUUAAAAGUGUAAAGAAACUUGGUAUGGACUAGUCCCAUGCUUUUGUUUCUAGUAAAUUACGUAGCUGAUAUACAUUUAUAGUUAUUAAGGAAAUAAUAAUGAUGAUGACAUUUUGUCACAUGGCAGUUAGCACAGAGCUCUGAGCUGUUAAUGAGCUGCUACUUGUGGUGCAGAGUUUGAUUCCCUCGGCCUGCAUUUGUCUGUGUAUGACCUGUACCAAGUCAUUAAACGAUACAGUGCUUUGAGACAGCUGAUAAUUUAGGCUAGGCUUCUUAAUGGCCUAAUGGACUGCAUGCCUAGUAACUACCUAUGAACCUGUCAUAGCUGUGAAGGAACGUGUAUGGCUACCCACAUUUCAGUAAUGUGAAAUUUUACAUUUUCUAAAUUAUACAAUAGCCACUCAUGCAAUGAAGAGAACAAUUUGUAAUUAUUUCCAUUUAAAUUCACAAUAUUUAUAUUUUGAAUAGUGCUUAGAGAUGCAUACUAUGAUGUUUUUUUUUUUUGUUUGUUAGUUUUUUUUUUUUACUUGAUGUGGGUCCAAGAGGAAAACAUAUCUUCAUAAGCAAGUGCAUGUUCUGUGCAUUAAUUUUUGAACAACCUUCAUAACCGGUAUAAUGAACUGUGUCAAUUUCAGUUAAGUUCAUUAUUUUAUUGUUUUUAAAAUAAAUUUAAAUGUGUUCUAAUACUUAA